Tinamus guttatus (white-throated tinamou) is the source of this 1786-nucleotide messenger RNA. The record is from RefSeq and is a predicted model, not a curated record. NCBI's taxonomy places the organism in Eukaryota, Metazoa, Chordata, Aves, Tinamiformes, Tinamidae.
CGGUUUCCUCGCCUCAGGAGGAUGGAGGUCCUGCAGCUCCUGCGCCUGCUCCUCACUGCCUGCAUGCUGGGCCUUUCCCAGACAGUGAACCCCUUUGUGGCCCAGCAGACACCCCCAGACCCUUGCUACGAUGAGAACGGAGCUGCACGCCGCUGCAUCCCUGAGUUUGUCAACGCUGCCUUUGGGAAGGAGGUACAGGCCUCCAGCACGUGCGGGAAGCCUCCAACGCGGCACUGCAAUGCCUCAGACCCCCGCAAAGCCCACCCGCCGGCCUACCUCACCGACCUCAACACUGCCUCCAACAUGACGUGCUGGCGCUCCGAGACCCUGCACCACUCGCCGCAGAACGUCACCCUCACCCUCUCGCUCGGCAAGAAGUUCGAGGUGGUCUACGUGAGUCUCCAGUUCUGCUCACCGCGUCCCGAGUCCACUGCCAUCUUCAAGUCCAUGGAUUACGGCAAGACAUGGGUGCCUUACCAGUACUACUCCUCCCAGUGCCGCAAGAUCUACGGCAAGCCCAACAAAGCCACCGUCACCAAGCAGAACGAGCAAGAGGCCCUCUGCACCGACGGCCUCACUGACCUCUACCCCCUCACGGGGGGCCUCAUCGCCUUCAGCACCCUCGAUGGGCGGCCCUCUGCCCAAGACUUUGACAACAGCCCCGUGCUGCAGGACUGGGUGACGGCCACUGACAUCCGCAUCAUUUUCAGCCGUCCUCAUCUCUUCCGUGACCUGGGGAGCCGUGACAACGAGGAGGAGGAUGGAGGCACUGGCUCGUCGCCCUACUACUACGCAGUGGGAGAGCUGCAGGUUGGCGGGCGCUGCAAGUGCAAUGGGCAUGCCUCGCGCUGCGUGAAGGACAAGGAGCAGAAGCUGGUGUGUGACUGCAAGCACAACACGGAGGGCCCCGAGUGUGACCGCUGCAAGCCCUUCCACUAUGACCGCCCCUGGCAGCGGGCCAAUGCCAGGGAGGCCAACGAGUGCCUCGCCUGCAACUGCAACCUGCACGCCCGGCGCUGCCGCUUCAACAUGGAGCUCUACAAGCUCUCGGGCAGGAAGAGUGGAGGAGUCUGCCUCAACUGCCGGCACAACACCGCGGGGCGCCACUGCCAUUACUGCAAGGAGGGCUUCUACCGUGACCUGAGCAAAGCCAUCACCGAUCGCAAGGCCUGCAAAGCCUGCGACUGCCACCCAGUUGGAGCAGCUGGUAAAACCUGCAACCAGACCACGGGUCAGUGUCCGUGCAAAGACGGCGUGACAGGCCUCACCUGCAACCGCUGUGCCAAGGGCUACCAGCAGAGCCGCUCGCCGGUGGCCCCCUGCAUCAAGAUCCCUGCCAUCAACCCAACCUCCCUCAUCACCAGCACAGAAGCACCUGCAGACUGUGACUCGUACUGCAAGCCAGCCAAAGGCAACUACAAGAUUAAUAUGAAAAAGUACUGCAAGAAGGACUAUGUGGUUCAAGUGAACAUCUUAGAAAUGGAGACAGUGGCCAGCUGGGCCAAGUUCACCAUCAAUAUCCUGUCUGUCUACAAGUGCCGUGAUGAGCGGGUCAAGCGUGGUGACAACUUCCUGUGGAUUCACAUGAAAGACCUGUCCUGCAAGUGUCCCAAGAUCCAGAUCAGCAAGAAGUACUUGGUCAUGGGCAUCAGUGAAAACUCCACUGAUCGGCCAGGACUGAUGGCCGAUAAGAAUAGCCUGGUCAUUCAGUGGAGGGAUGCUUGGACUCGUCGCCUUCGGAAACUGCAACGGCGGGAGAAGAAAGGGAAGUGCAUGAAACCAUGAG